This is a messenger RNA of Solea senegalensis (Senegalese sole), 1816 nucleotides long. RefSeq names its product Friend leukemia integration 1 transcription factor-like. The record is from RefSeq and is a predicted model, not a curated record. NCBI's taxonomy places the organism in Eukaryota, Metazoa, Chordata, Actinopteri, Pleuronectiformes, Soleidae. Gene Ontology annotation, molecular function: sequence-specific DNA binding. The coding region runs from base 151 to 1128 and encodes 325 amino acids. The transcript is spliced from 7 exons.
GGUUAUGGUCUGCGAGUAAAAAAAAGUGUAAGUGCAAUGGUUUGCGCCAUAGAGCCAAUGCAGCGGUGCAUGAAUUGAAGGCUGGUUAGAAGAAGAGUCGAUUAGAGUUUCGAGUGAGAAAAGCGACUAAAUGAGCGAGAAUCUGCUGUGAUGGACUGUACGAUCAAGGAAGCUCUGUCCGUGGUGAGUGAGGAUCAGCCCAUUUUCGAGCCGCCCUACUCCACAACCAUGCACAUGAAGACUGAGAUGACGUCGCCCGGCGGCUUCGGCCAGACCUCCAAACAGAGUCCUGAGCCCACUGAGCCGGAGUGGGUGGGGUCCAGAGCACAGAACUCUGGGAAAAGAAGUGAACACAUGAAUGGGAGCAGUGCCGAGUCCCCGGUGGACUGCAGUGUCACCAAACGCUCCAGACACAUGAGCAAUGACGGGGCACCCAUGGUGUACCAGGUCUCCUACGCAGAACCUCGCGUCAGUCCUGAGACCACCACACCACCCAGCAGCAGCACAGAGGAGAAGAGGGUCAUUGUGCCUGCAGACCCAGAGGUCUGGACACAGGACCACGUGCGGCAGUGGCUGGACUGGGCCAUCAAGGAGUACGUCCUGGAGGAGGUGGACGUCAUGCUCUUCCAGGCACUCGACGGAAAAGCCCUGUGCAAGAUGACCAAGGACGACAUGAUGCGUCUCACGUCAGCCUACAACGCAGACAUGCUUCUCUCGCACCUCAAUUACCUCAGGCAGAGUAGCCCUACAUUCUCAUACUCCACAACUCCAACCAACAACACACCCCCACAACAACCCAGACUACAGGUGAAAGCAGAGAGCGACUUUGAUGAGAUCAGCCGCAGAAACAGCUGGCCUGCAAACACCAUGACUGCGGUGCCCAAAGGUUCUUCCAUGGAGCACCAUCACAGUACAAGAGUGACGGAGCCGGCUCCAAGAAUUGUCCAAGGUAUGAUGGCACCUUUGCAUGCAGGGGUCACCACAGCAGAUCAUCUGCCUCCAUCUUGUCCAGCUUCUCUGCAGUCUCUCUCUCUCUCUUCCUCCUGCCUCGAGUCAUCUCAACCUUCCCUUUCAUGUGAAACUAUUCGUAUUCUCUUAAAAAUAAGCAGCAUGCUAACAACACGCUGAUGUUUCCAUGUUUACCAGGCUCUUUGUUUAGAGAAUUCAACCUCAGCUCUGUAGGAGAUGAUCUGUCUGCCUGCCUGCCUGCCUGCCUGCCUGUCUGCCUGUCUGUCAGUUAAAAAAAGUAAAGGAAAUUGAACCUGGAUGUGGAGGGAAAACAUGUUUAGAUUUGUUUCUGAAAAUCUUUUUCAUCUUAUUUCUGUAAAUACCCGAUAAAAAGAAAGAAAAGUCUGUAUAAAGUGUGGCUAUAAACACAUGGAACGAUCACUUCAACUACAUCAAAUGACUAUAUAAGUAAAUGAAUACUGUACUUUCACUUUCAGUGUUCACCUUGAUAUGCAACUGUUCAACUAAAUAAUGCUAUAGUUCAUAUGAAUGUGUGAUACAAAUCCUCAUGGUACACAAACGUCUACAUGAUUCUUUCUCUGGGGAACAAAUAAUAAUUCAACAAAUAAUUCCUCCAUUGGUCGUUGAAAUUGUUUGGUGUGGAACGCAGUCGUGGAGCCACUGGCUGUGGAACUGUCAUGGGUAAAAUGAAGCACUUUGUUUGACCUCAUUAAUGCAGGAGCCUGUGGCUAAAUAAUAAUAUAAUAUAAUAUAAUAUAAUAUUGCCUUUUAUUUCAUCUUGAAGACACUUGAAAAACAUUCACUUUAAAAUUAAUAUUUGCCACAGACAAUAUAUAUAUAUGUAUAU